Molecule: messenger RNA, 1382 nt
Organism: Artibeus jamaicensis (Jamaican fruit-eating bat)
Lineage: Eukaryota; Metazoa; Chordata; Mammalia; Chiroptera; Phyllostomidae
Gene: WNT3
Product: Wnt family member 3
Exons: 5
Coding region: 1-1068 (355 amino acids)
Biological process (GO): cell fate commitment; multicellular organism development; neuron differentiation
Cellular component (GO): extracellular region
Molecular function (GO): frizzled binding; cytokine activity
Source: RefSeq, a predicted model, not a curated record
AUGGAGCCCCACCUGCUCGGGCUGCUCCUCGGCCUCCUGCUCUGUGGCACCGGGGUCCUCGCCGGCUACCCAAUUUGGUGGUCCCUGGCCCUGGGCCAGCAGUACACGUCCCUGGGCUCUCAGCCUCUGCUCUGCGGCUCCAUCCCAGGCCUGGUCCCCAAGCAACUGCGCUUCUGUCGCAAUUACAUCGAAAUUAUGCCCAGUGUGGCCGAGGGCGUGAAGCUGGGCAUCCAGGAGUGUCAGCACCAGUUCCGGGGCCGCCGCUGGAACUGCACCACCAUAGACGACAGCCUGGCCAUCUUCGGGCCCGUCUUGGACAAAGCCACCCGCGAGUCGGCCUUUGUGCACGCCAUCGCCUCGGCCGGCGUGGCCUUCGCCGUCACCCGCUCCUGCGCGGAGGGCACCUCCACGAUCUGCGGCUGCGACUCCCAUCAUAAGGGACCGCCCGGCGAGGGCUGGAAGUGGGGCGGCUGCAGCGAGGACGCCGACUUCGGGGUGCUAGUGUCCCGAGAGUUCGCGGAUGCGCGGGAGAACAGGCCGGACGCACGCUCCGCCAUGAACAAGCACAACAACGAGGCGGGCCGCACGACCAUCCUGGACCACAUGCACCUCAAGUGCAAAUGCCACGGGCUGUCGGGCAGCUGCGAGGUGAAGACCUGCUGGUGGGCUCAGCCCGACUUCCGCGCCAUCGGGGACUUCCUCAAGGACAAGUACGACAGCGCCUCGGAGAUGGUGGUGGAGAAGCACCGGGAGUCCCGCGGCUGGGUGGAGACGCUCCGGGCCAAGUACGCGCUCUUCAAGCCGCCCACAGAGAGGGACCUGGUCUACUACGAGAACUCCCCCAACUUUUGUGAGCCCAACCCCGAGACAGGCUCCUUCGGUACCAGAGACCGGACUUGCAAUGUCACCUCCCACGGCAUCGACGGCUGCGACUUGCUGUGCUGCGGCCGUGGCCACAACACGAGGACGGAGAAACGGAAGGAGAAAUGCCACUGCAUCUUCCACUGGUGCUGCUACGUGAGCUGCCAGGAGUGUGUCCGCAUCUACGACGUGCACACCUGCAAGUAGGGAGCCAGGGCGCUGGGCACGGUGAAGUGUGGCUGGGCGGAUUCACUGAAGUCCCACGGGGAGCAGGACCUCAGCGGGGCUCGGCCCUCGGCAUCGGACAGCCAAGGAAUCCGGACUGUUGCCAGAUGCACGCGUGGUAAAUAACCUGGACCCAACCCGCCUGCUGACCGGGAGGCCUCCCUCCCCCUCCUCUUCAGUUUCUCACCCUGCUCUGGAUGGUGUGUGGUUUUCAAAGAAGGGGCUUUCUUUUUACUUCUCUAGGGUCUGAUAGGAGCAGACCUGAGGCUUAUCUUUGCACAUGUGGAAGAAAAUAA